GGAAGGAUGUUGGGAGGCACGUUAACUUUCGAUUGAAUUAUUUAUAAACUUCAUAUAUCAAAUGUUGCCGUAGGCACAUCAUGCAUUUCCACUACAAAAAUGAUACUAGUAGUUAUGGCAAUUCCUGUGGAAAACAAAACAAAACAACAAUGGGGAUUGAAGUCUGCGUGAAGGCCGCUUCAGGUGCACCUGAUGUUCUUGGUGAUUGCCCUUUUAGUCAAAAGAUUCUUCUCACUCUCGAGGAGAAGAAGCUUCCUUACAAAACUCAUCUCAUUGACGUUUCUCUCAAACCGGAUUGGUUCUUGGCUAUUAGUCCCAAGGGAAAACUUCCAUUGAUGAAGUUCGACGACAAUGACGAGUGGGUGGCUGAUUCUGAUCUCAUAGUGGGAAUCAUCGAGGAGAAAUAUCCGGACCCUUCCCUCGUGACGUUUCCUCCUGAAUAUGCCUCUGUGGGCUCCAAGAUCAUUGGUGCUUUUGUGAUGUUUUUGACGAGCAAAGAUCAUGCGAAUGAUGGGUCCGACAUGGCUUUGUUGGAUGAACUUGAGGCGUUGGACCAUCACCUCAGGACUCACGUUGGUCCUUUUGUGGCUGGCGAUAAAGUCACGGCCGUGGAUUUGAGCCUAGCGCCAAAGCUUUACCAUCUAGAGACUACCUUAGGACAUUUCAAGGAUUGGUAUGUCCCUGAGAGUCUAACCAAUGUUCGAAAUUACAUGAAGGUGUUGUUCUCUCUUGAGUCUUUUGAGAAAACUAAGGCUGCCAAAGAAUAUGUGAUUGCGGGUUGGGCUCCUAAGCUCGACGUGUGAUGCAUUAUUGUCUUGUGUUAUUACUAAAAUGUAGUCUUGUGUUUAUUUCCUCAUCUAUUUAAAAUAAAGAAACACACCAAGUGUUGGUGUCUUCUGCUA
Messenger RNA from Arabidopsis lyrata subsp. lyrata, 902 nucleotides. Its product is annotated as putative glutathione S-transferase DHAR4. Gene Ontology annotation, biological process: ascorbate glutathione cycle; protein glutathionylation; cellular oxidant detoxification. NCBI's taxonomy places the organism in Eukaryota, Viridiplantae, Streptophyta, Magnoliopsida, Brassicales, Brassicaceae. The record is from RefSeq and is a predicted model, not a curated record. The coding region runs from base 81 to 803 and encodes 240 amino acids. Gene Ontology annotation, molecular function: glutathione dehydrogenase (ascorbate) activity. The transcript has a single exon.